AUAGCAACUAAUGACGGCUUAAAAAUGGAGUACACAGGCAGCAACUACGAUGGGGACUACACAAAUGGAAGGAUGGAGGGUCAAGGCAUUUACACUUUUCCGACUGAAACUCGCUAUGAAGGAGAGAUGCAAGAUGGCAUGUUCCAUGGCAAAGGAACACUCUUUUUUACCAAUGGCAGCAGAUAUGAAGCCAUUUGGGAAAAUGGUUAUGCAAAAGAGGGUAAAUACACCUUUGCUGAUGGACUGCAAUAUGAAGAAGAAAAUUGGGAAUAUUGUGAUGGAUAUGACCGCCGCUUCUACACAGAGAUAUGUGAUGGUCUUAAACCUGCAGGUCGCUCCCAGCUGACAAAUAAAAUUCCACCAAGGAAAAUCCCAGAAGGCUGUUAUGACUGUGGAGAUGGCUUCUACAAUCCUAACACUCGAGUUGUUGUGGACUACAAUUUUAAAUUUCUAAGAAAUGCAGAUGAUGAUGAACAUGAAUGGAUUUUGAAAACCUGUCGGAAAGCCUGGGAUGAAUAUGUUGGUUACACAGAAAAGCCAGCAACUUGAAAAUUAUCCAGCCAAAGCUAGACAAGAAGCCAAUAGUUCUAUGAAUAAAUUUCACCACAUAAGGCUGUUUUGCAUGCUGUGCUAGGAAAUAUAAAAGUGACUUUCUCUAGUUCAUGUGAUGAUAGAGCUAAGUCUAGGACUAGUCUGCUCUAGAUAAAAUACAAAGAACAAAAUCUUUUGCAUCAGAAACUAAUCUUUAAUAAAAAGAUAUCUCAGUUUAAUUAAUGUGUGAAAACACCAUGAAAAAAAAUUUGAAUUCUUAUGCCAGUAAUAUCUAAAAUUUGUAGGUUGUUUAUGGUUGAAAUCAGAAGAAAUACAUCUGUAAAACAUGCAUCUGAAAUUCAGAACUCAAGAAAAGUCUCUCUUUGACAAACUUCAUUUGUAUCAAGGAUAAAAGAAAUCUAUCAUUUGUUUUUUCUCUCUCUCUCUAUUGCCUUCAUUAUGUAUGGGUUGGAAGAUACAAAGAUGUAUUUGCAGAGUUUGAUGACUAGUAUAGGUGAUAAGACUAUAGAUGUUUAGGUUAAAGAUGUGCAAGACAGCAUAUGUUUCAAGAUAAAAUGGACACAGUCAUCAUUGUCUAAAUAAGAUGCCAUAAUAUAAAUAAACUGGUUGUAGAAAAAGUCACAGUCUGGAUAUAGACAAUGUUAGGGCGACAUAUGUGAAUGAAUAGUGUGCAUGUGUGUGUCGUGUUUGUGUGUGUUUUUCAUGCUUGACCACCAUUCUCUGCCAUAAAAUUAAAAUUUAAUUAUUAACUGG
Molecule: messenger RNA, 1305 nt
Organism: Pomacea canaliculata
Lineage: Eukaryota; Metazoa; Mollusca; Gastropoda; Architaenioglossa; Ampullariidae
Product: MORN repeat-containing protein 5-like
Exons: 4
Coding region: 25-549 (174 amino acids)
Source: RefSeq, a predicted model, not a curated record